CGAAAAAGCGGUUACAUUGCUUAAUACAAAUAUACUCUUUUAUUCUGACCAAAGGCAAAAAAAUAACGUUUUGGCGAACGUACUACAUUAGCAGCACUACUGUUUUGCUAGGCUAUACUGAUCAACUUCGCAGUUACAGUUGAAAGGCUAGUGUUUAUAAGUGUUUUUAAGUGUUUUUUUUAAGCUUUCAGUGUCAGUUAUGUGUAUACCUAACGUGUCUUACGAGCGAAACAAAAAUACACCUGUCGGCUAAACAGAGAGCGACAUUCGUUUCAUUAAUUAACCACAAGACCAUUUUACAGUGUCAACAGUACGUUACAUACUGUAUUAUGCACGUAUAACCAUAUCCGGUAUAUGUGGUUGUAUAUGUGUUUGUUUGCUUCGUCACAAUCAAACAAGAUGAUGAAAGAUCCGAGUUACUGCAUACUAUACCCCAAAGGUUGGUGUUCAGAUGAGGAAGGUUCACCUUAUUUUGCGAUGGCGCCUCCCCAUUUUUCCACAUUCCUUUUCCUUCUUUGUCUCUCCUUUUUUGCUGUUUUGCUUCUGACCCACUUGCCUUCCGUCGCCCCGUCAUCACCCUUACCCCAAUCACCUUCAUCACCUUCCUGUGGCCCAGGUCAGUCUUGGGCUGUCCUGCUCCACGCUGAACCACAUCAUGAAGAUGAAAGUGGCGAACAGAGAUAUUUGAAACUGGAUAUGAUUGCAAACCAGGUGGCAGAACAGGCUGGCCUGCACAACCACGGCCAGAUUGGACAGUUAGAAGGCCACUAUUUGCUGUGUUCGUCUCAGCCUCCUCACGUUCAGAGAACGCAUGCAUCAGAUGUUCUCGCAACCCACCCCGAUGUCCUUUGGUACUCUCAGGAGAGGGUUCUCAGUCGCUCCAAAAGAUCCAUGGCCUUCAAUGACCCAAGAUACCCCAAACAGUGGCACCUGCAUAAUGACGUCAAUAAGGCGAUGGACAUCAAUGUAACAGGAGUGUGGGAGCGUAACAUCACCGGCCAAGGUGUGACAGUGGUGGUGGUUGAUGACGGCGUACAACACACCCAUCAAGACAUAAAACCCAAUUAUAGUCCAGAGGGCAGCUAUGACCUGAACUCUAAUGAUCCGGACCCCAUGCCCCACCCAGAUGUGCACAGCGACAAUCACCACGGGACUCGAUGUGCGGGUGAGAUCGCUGCUGUCCCAAACAACAGCUUUUGCGCUGUGGGCGUGGCGUAUGGCAGUAAAGUGGCAGGUAUCAGGGUCCUGGAUGGCCCACUGACAGAUAGCCUGGAAGCCAUAGCCUUCAACAAACACUACCAAGUUAACGACAUCUACAGCUGCAGUUGGGGCCCUGAUGAUGAUGGACACACUGUGGAUGGACCUCAUCACUUGGGAAAGGCUGCGCUCCAGCAUGGAGUCAUUGCCGGAAGACGUGGCUUUGGAAGCAUCUUUGUGGUCGCCAGUGGAAACGGAGGUCAAUACAACGACAACUGCAACUAUGACGGAUACGCCAACUCCAUCUAUACCAUCACCAUCGGGGCUGUUGACGAGAAUGGCAGGAUGCCCUUUUACGCAGAAGAGUGUGCAUCCAUGCUGGCUGUCACUUUCAGCAGCGGUGGGAACAAGAUGAGGAGCAUUGUGACAUCAGACUGGUCUAUGCAACAGGGGACCGGCUGUACAGAGGGCCACACUGGCACGUCAGCUGCUGCCCCCCUGGCGGCCGGAAUGGUGGCUCUCAUGCUGCAGGUCCGACCGUGUCUUAGCUGGCGGGACAUCCAGCACAUCAUUAGCUUCACUGCCACCAAGUGUGACAACAGUUCAGACUGGAGGGUGAACGGAGCAGGUUUCCAUCACAGCCAUCAGCAUGGUUUUGGCCUUCUCAAUGCAUGGAAACUCGUUAACGCUGCCAAGAUAUGGGAGUCUGUGCCAUUUCUGGUGUCCUAUCAGAGCUCAGUAAAAGAGGAGAAAGUGUCCAUUCCGAUCUAUCCCAUGGAUCUGGUUCACACGUGGACAGUCACAGCUGCUGAUCUGGAACAGUCUGGGAUGCAGACGCUGGAGCAUGUAGCUGUUACGGUGACGAUAACCCACCCUUGCCGUGGCAACCUGGAGAUCGUGUUGUUCUGUCCUAGCGGUAUUCCAUCCGUCAUCGGGGCUCGCCGGGCUGUUGACAGAGACUCUGCAGGCUACCAGGACUGGACCUUCUCUACUGUGCGUUGCUGGGGGGAGGAGGCGCAAGGCCAGUACCACCUCAAGAUAUCCGACCAUAAGGAGCCAUCAUCACGGCAGUGUGCCAGUGUGGGGGAGUUACGGCAGUGGAAGUUGACUCUGUAUGGGUCUUCUAUGACCUUCAAGGAGGUCAAAGACAGGCAGAGGCUGGUGGAGGAGGCCAUGAGUGGCAAAUACCUGGACAGCAACUUUUCCCUGCCUUGUCCCCCAGGCCUUGAUAUUCCAGCAGAGAUUAUCAGCCCAUUCACCUCCAACAGCCUCAAGUUUCUGCUGUUGCUCGGCUGCUUCGCUUUGUUCUGGUCUCUCUACUACAUACUGGAGGCCACCAUGGCCCACCUGGACCUCAGAGGCCUCUUGUGUCAGUUCUGGAGGCACCGAGGCCACAAAGUCAGGAGGUUGCGUCGAGGGAGAGGAGUGGAGGAGGCGUUGGAAGAGGACGAGUUUGGAGACGACGAGGAGACGAACGUUCGGGUGGAGCUGCAUGCGCUGCUGGACUCCGGGGCCAAGGCGCCACUCACCAAUGGAGGGAUGCCGGCAACAUAGCGAUGAGCCUUGAAGGUGGGUCUGAAGUGCUCCUUGGAUUUCUCAGGCAUUCCUCGCACCCUUUUUCCCCCACCCACUUUGCUCCAGUGUGGUAAUGACGGGUGAAGGAACAAAUUACAGAAGAACUUGAUUGAAAGAAUAAGACGCGGGUGUUCCUGUGCACUUGACAGAAAGCGUGUAGGAUUUUAACGAAGUUGAUGCUUCCAGAAGGAAGAGCUACGUGUCAUCUGGGGUUAUCAAACCAAGAUAAACAUAAUAUAUGCACUUUACCGAAGCGUGCUGUGUGUGUGUGAGUGUGAGAGUGUUGUGGAAAUGACUGUGAGCAAGGUCUUCCGCUAAAGUGUCCUCAAUUCAGAAUUCAACUGUGGUACUGCUAUAUUUUAGGAAAAAUAUAUUUUUGACAUGGCAAACUGCAUUUGACAUAAAGCUGCAGGAUUUUUACCCGUGGCGAAGCAACUACUGGGAAAAAAAACUUGACAUUCAUUUUGACAUUGAAAUGUGGAAUAGUACUGUAUAUUUUUAUUCAAGUGUCACAAAUAUAUGCCUUAUACAUUUUAUAUAAUUUAUGCUGGCUCUAAAAUUGUGUUUAUUGCUUUUAUACAAAACAUUCUCAUUGGACUGUAGUACAGUUAAAGAGAAGAGUUGGAAGUCGUGUUUUGCUGUGCAAGUCACAUGAACAAAUGAUAAUAAAGGACUUGAUGGAA
Molecule: messenger RNA, 3455 nt
Organism: Doryrhamphus excisus (bluestripe pipefish)
Lineage: Eukaryota; Metazoa; Chordata; Actinopteri; Syngnathiformes; Syngnathidae
Source: RefSeq, a predicted model, not a curated record